UGUCCGCCCCAAGCGUGUCCCCGCCCCCGGCCAUGGCCCCGCUGCCGGCACAAAGGGGCGGGGGCAGGAAACGGCGGUUCCUCCUCGGGCUUGGCCCUGCCCCCGGGGCCUCUCGCAGGGGGGUUAGGAGACGUGGGGAAGCCAGUGUAGCAGCUCCCCCAGCCCCUGCUCCCCGGAGGGUGUCAGCUGGAUUCCAGCCGCUGCAGCCAGUUCCGGGGCUGGUGACCUUCGCGGAGGUGGCUGUGUAUUUCACCAGGGAAGAGGGGGCUCUGUUGGACCCCACUCAGAGAGCCCUCUACAGAGGCGUCAUGCAGGAGAACUAUGAGACUGUGACCUCACUGGGGUUUCCAGUUUCCAAACCCUAUGUGAUCUCCCAGCUGGAAGGAGGGGAAGAGCCGUGGGUCCUGGAUCUCCCUGGCUCAGAGGAAAGUGAGAUCCUGAGAAGUCCCUGCACAGCAGGUGAUGGGGUGGUGAGGGAGAAUGAGGAGCAGAAUCCUCACCAGGAAGAUGCUGAGCUAGCCCGAGCAGAUGGGGAAUUACUGCGAAGAUCCAAAGGGAAUGUGUCCGGCCCCCGUGAGCAGGGAAAAACUGGUGAAAGAUAUCACAGACCAGAGAGAGAGCAGGGAAACCACUCAGAGGAUAGAGUGGAUGAACCCAUUAAUUGUCAGGAAACUCACAAGGAUUUCAAGGAAACUACAUCCCAGGAGAAAAUCCUCACGGAAAAGAGAGAGAAUACAUGCAGUGAGUGUGGGAAAAACUUCAAUUACCGCUCAGCCCUUAUUCGCCAUGAGAUAAUCCACACGAAAGAGAGACCCUACGAAUGCUAUGAGUGUGGGAAAAGCUUCAAUCAUACCUCAGCCCUUAUUAGACAUCAGCGAAUACACAGAGGAGACAGACCUUAUAAAUGCUGUGAGUGCGGGAAAAGCUUCACUCAGAGCUCAGACCUUUCUGCCCAUCAGAGAAUCCAUACGGGGGAGAGACCCUAUGAAUGCAGGGAGUGCGGGAAAAGCUUCAAUCAUCGUUCAGCCCUUAUCUCUCAUCAGAGAAUACACACCGGAGAGCGACCUUACGAAUGCUAUGAGUGCAGGAUAAGCUUCACUCAGAGAUCAGCCCUUCUCUCUCAUCACAGAAUCCACACAGGAGAGCGACCCUACGCAUGCUCUGAGUGUGGGAAAAGCUUCACCCGAAGCUCAAACCUUACUACGCAUCAGAGGAUCCACACAGGAGAGAGACCCUAUGAAUGCAGUGAGUGCGGGAAAAGUUUCACUGACAUCUCCUCCCUUAUCUCUCAUCAGAGAAUCCACACGGGAGAGAAACCCUAUGAAUGUUGUGAGUGUGGGAAAAGCUUCUCUCAGAGCUCAACCCUUAUUACACAUCACAGAAUCCACACAGGACACAGACCCUAUGAAUGCUGCGAGUGUGGGAAAAGCUUCUCUCAGAGCUCAGGCCUUCUCUAUCAUCAGAGAAUCCGUAAAGGAGAUAAACUCCAUAAAAACCUUCUCUAGAGCUGUCAGAAGAUUUUUUUUCUAAAUUAUUUUGAGAGUUUGCAUCUUUUGCACACUGUAGUCCCUCAGCUCCCACACGAGUUGCCCACUUUUGAAGCUCGCCCGUUUUUGGAUCCUGUGGUCCUUUCUGUCAACUCCAUUGUCCUGCAAGUCAUGGGAGUGUGUGUCCUUUCUACCAGGAAUGUCCAUCACCCCAAGUGAGGGAGAUGGGGGUGUCUUUAGCCAGCUACAUAGAGGUAAAAUCUACCUGGGCCUCAUCACUGUGAUUUCCAUGGUGUUAACUAGCUUGUUUGCUUUCCUGAUGUAAAAACGCAGCUAUUCUUGCAGUAAAAACAUGGGCCAUGGAUAGUGCAUGGGGUUUUCUAGUACAUUUCCUCCUGAUCUGCCUAACCACCAUCACAUUUCUUUGUCUAAACAAACCUGGAGAUUGACAUUUAUACUCCUCCUCCCAGUGCAAAGAUAUUGUUUGAGUCGUCAAGUUUCUCUUUGAGGACAGAUUGUCUCAUUCCCAGUUGUUCUCACAUUAUCCUGGAUUGUGCAGAACAGCAGUUAUUUUGUUGACUUUUUUUCUUUAUUUAAAUAUAUUUAAAUAUAACAAAGAGUGAGAGCAGCAUCAGGGAAAUGUGUCAUUUCAGGUUCGAUGACACUGGAAGGAGGUGGGCUGACUCAGAGAUUCCCUCCUUCCCCAUCACCCCAGAACUGUUACCUUGUGUCUGAGCCAUGCAGAGUUCACUCCUUCAUAUUCCUUCACUUCCCAAAGUGUCCAGUGAAGUCGUGUUCUUGGCUGUCCAUGCUUGGGAAUGGUGCUUGAACGUCUUUGAUCCUAAAUCAGAGUCAGUCUGGCAGGAGAUGAAAGUGUCACAGCCUUGGAAGGGGAUUUCAAAUGGAUCCAAAGCACUGUUCAAAUCCCCUUUUCCCUCUAUUGGCAAAGCCACUUCUGGGAAGGUUGGCUGUUUUUUCCACCCAUUAUGAAGGUGCUAAAACUUACGAGACAGUGCUGGGUGAAGCAGGUUUCAGUGGAUCAUGGGAGAAUUCCUCAUCCUGAUUCUGAGACAUCAGAUGUAACUUAGUCUGGAAUUUCACUUUAAAUUAAAAUGAAAGUGUCUCUA
Molecule: messenger RNA, 2614 nt
Organism: Gopherus evgoodei (Goodes thornscrub tortoise)
Lineage: Eukaryota; Metazoa; Chordata; Testudines; Testudinidae
Product: zinc finger protein 501-like
Exons: 4
Coding region: 33-1505 (490 amino acids)
Biological process (GO): regulation of transcription by RNA polymerase II
Molecular function (GO): RNA polymerase II cis-regulatory region sequence-specific DNA binding; DNA-binding transcription factor activity, RNA polymerase II-specific
Source: RefSeq, a predicted model, not a curated record